CGGGCCUCGUUUAUUUUUACCCGCACAGUGAUGCUGUAGCGAGCGCCGCAAGGAACAUAGUGCUUGGCGGAGUGAUCCUAUCCGCGGAGGCGGGGCACAGAAGGCCAUAUAAAGGACGGGAAAGGAAUGUGUGGCGCACUUGUGUAAGGUUAGGAGGGUGUGUUUGUGUCGGCUUGACCUGUGAGCCUCUCGGGAAAAUGCAGAUCUUCGUGAAGACCCUGACAGGCAAGACCAUCACCCUGGAGGUAGAGCCCAGUGACACCAUAGAGAAUGUCAAGGCCAAGAUCCAAGACAAGGAAGGCAUUCCCCCUGAUCAGCAGAGGCUGAUCUUCGCUGGCAAGCAGCUGGAAGAUGGACGCACCCUGUCUGACUACAACAUCCAGAAGGAAUCCACGCUGCACUUGGUGCUUCGCCUCAGAGGUGGCAUGCAGAUCUUCGUGAAGACCCUGACAGGCAAGACCAUCACCUUGGAGGUAGAGCCCAGUGACACCAUAGAGAAUGUCAAGGCCAAGAUCCAAGACAAGGAAGGCAUUCCCCCUGAUCAGCAGCGAUUGAUCUUCGCUGGCAAGCAGCUGGAAGAUGGACGCACCCUGUCUGACUACAACAUCCAGAAGGAAUCCACGCUGCACUUGGUGCUUCGCCUCAGAGGUGGCAUGCAGAUCUUCGUGAAGACCCUGACAGGAAAGACCAUCACCUUGGAGGUAGAGCCCAGUGACACCAUAGAGAAUGUCAAGGCCAAGAUCCAAGACAAGGAAGGCAUUCCCCCUGAUCAGCAGCGAUUGAUCUUCGCUGGCAAGCAGCUGGAAGAUGGACGCACCCUGUCUGACUACAACAUCCAGAAGGAAUCCACCCUACAUCUUGUCCUGCGCCUGAGGGGUGGUAACUGAACUGGCCAGUUGCUACUUGUUUUCAAGUAAAAGUUUCUCUGCACUUAAUCAUUCUAAUAAAGCUGUUGCAUCC
This is a messenger RNA of Indicator indicator, 960 nucleotides long. RefSeq names its product ubiquitin B (gene UBB). NCBI's taxonomy places the organism in Eukaryota, Metazoa, Chordata, Aves, Piciformes, Indicatoridae. The coding region runs from base 198 to 887 and encodes 229 amino acids. Gene Ontology annotation, biological process: protein ubiquitination; modification-dependent protein catabolic process. The record is from RefSeq and is a predicted model, not a curated record. Gene Ontology annotation, molecular function: ubiquitin protein ligase binding; protein tag activity. Gene Ontology annotation, cellular component: nucleus; cytoplasm. The transcript has 2 exons.